CGGGAGAGGGGAGCAAAUGCCCCCCCACCCCACUUUUUAGAAUUAUAAAUUAAUGUUCGAUUGAAGAGUAACUUUUUACCGUGUGGAUUGAUGUAUUUCACGAAAGUAAAAGCUAAAAACUACAAAUAAAUAGAUUUCUUUCAUGUUAUUUCGUAAGAUGGAACUUGGGAUUGGAACGGCGAAGUUUACUGGUCAUCUGCCCCAAUUUUUGAGGCUAUGUUCCACAUUUUUAGGUUUUUUAAUCAGUAUUGUUAAAAUCCAUUAAUAUAACCCAACCGUACUCAUCUCUCCUCUCCUCCCCCCCCCUUACCUUUUUGGUGCACCAGCCACUUACGUUUCUUUCACCUAAACAUUGAAUCAUUUUUCUUUACGAUAAAUUUUGCUGAGUCUUUAUUUUUGGUAAAAUUGUAAUUUCUAGUAGUAAUUUUAAAAUUUAACGUUUAACAUUAUUUUUAUAUUUUGUGUACAUUGUUAAUUGAUUGUGUCAGUUAGUCUGUCCCCCUCCCCCCCCCCCCCAAAAAAAAAAACUAAGUUAUUUCUUUUGUGAACAAAUACAUUAGAUGUCUUUGAGGGUGGCAAAAAAUGCUUUGAGGCAAACACUUAAAGAUACAUUAAGAAAUAUGCCUCCUGAGGAAAGGCAGAUGCAAUCUGAUGUGGUGCUUAAAAAGCUAUUUCAGAACAAAAAAUAUUUGGAGAGCAAAAGGAUUAGUGUUUACCUCAGCAGAGAUAUUGAAGUGGACACCAAAGGAGUUCUCCUAAAUUUAUUUAAGUCUGGCAAAGAAUGUUUCAUUCCAAAAUAUUGCUCCAAAAGUACUCAAAUGGACAUGGUAAAACUUAAUUCAUUAGAAGACUUUGAUAAACUCCCUCUUACAUCCUGGAAAAUAAAGCAACCUGCAGAAUUAGACAAUAGUUAUGAAAAUGCUCUGUGCACAGGUGGAUUAGAUCUCAUUAUAGUACCUGGCAUUGGUUUUACAAAAUUAGGUCAUCGCAUCGGCAAUGGAAAAGGAUACUACGACACAUACCUUAAAGAAUGUGAAGAAAAAUUAGGUAAAAAAGUUCCUACUGUGGCAUUAGCUUUUAGGGAACAGAUGGUUCCAUCAAUUCCAGUUGAUGAUCAUGAUGUCCCAAUAGAUGAAGUCAUUUUUCCUGACUAGUGUAACUAUAAACUAUCAUUAUUGUUUGUGUUUUUAAAUUCUAUUGCUCCAAAGAAAUUGUUAAAAAUAAUAUAUAUUUUUGUACUGAAUAAAACAAAAAU
Molecule: messenger RNA, 1255 nt
Organism: Uloborus diversus
Lineage: Eukaryota; Metazoa; Arthropoda; Arachnida; Araneae; Uloboridae
Product: 5-formyltetrahydrofolate cyclo-ligase-like
Exons: 5
Coding region: 561-1154 (197 amino acids)
Biological process (GO): tetrahydrofolate interconversion; folic acid-containing compound biosynthetic process
Cellular component (GO): mitochondrion
Molecular function (GO): 5-formyltetrahydrofolate cyclo-ligase activity
Source: RefSeq, a predicted model, not a curated record